This is a messenger RNA of Sclerotinia sclerotiorum 1980 UF-70, 945 nucleotides long. RefSeq lists its product as hypothetical. The record is from RefSeq and is a predicted model, not a curated record. The coding region runs from base 1 to 945 and encodes 314 amino acids. Gene Ontology annotation, biological process: glucan catabolic process. The transcript is spliced from 4 exons. NCBI's taxonomy places the organism in Eukaryota, Fungi, Ascomycota, Leotiomycetes, Helotiales, Sclerotiniaceae. Gene Ontology annotation, molecular function: hydrolase activity, hydrolyzing O-glycosyl compounds.
AUGUACUCACACCAUAUCUUACCACUCGGAAUUUCCCUCCUUUUGACUAUUCCUACCAUUAAAGCCCAGUAUUUCCUCGCAGCCACGUACGAUGCGGCCAAUUUCUUUGAUGACUUUACAUUCUUCACCGCGGCUGAUCCAACAGAAGGAUAUGUUAUAUAUGAACCACUCGCCGCUGCUGAAGAGGCCGGUCUGGUAUCGACAGCAAAUAAUCAGGUAUAUUUAGGAGUGGAUCAUACAACACUCAAUCCGAGCGGAGGACGCGAGAGCGUCCGAUUAAGUAGUAACCAGGCAUGGAGUAAAGGCGUUUUUAUCGCAGAUAUUGAACAUAUGCCUGCUGGAACCUGUGGGAUAUGGCCUGCAUUCUGGAUGUUUGGUCCGAAUUGGCCAAAUUCAGGAGAAAUUGAUAUCAUCGAGGGAGUCAAUCUUGGAACAACUGAUACAAUAACACUCCACACCGCCGCAGGUUGUACAGUCAGCAACGUAAAUUCGCAGAGUGGAACGACCACCCUGACGACGAACUGUAAUCAAGACAAUGCGGGCACAGGAUGUAGUGUUAGUACAUCGAACAACCUGAAUUAUGGUACAGGUUUUAAUUCAAUUGGCGGUGGCGUAUAUGCGAUGCAAUGGGCUAGCACUGGCAUUUACGUCUGGUUCUGGCCUCGAGAUUCCAUCCCAGCGGAUAUUACUGCCAAUGACAUUGACGUCAGUUCCUGGGGAACUCCUUUAGCAACUUUCACUGGUAGUGGUUGUGAUUUUGAUACGUCCUUCGCAAAUCAAAACAUAGUAUUCGACACAACAUUCUGUGGAAAUUGGGCGGGAAGUGUCUGGUCUUCGGGAUCUUGUGCUAGUGCGGCAUCCACUUGCGAUGCUUAUGUUGCGCAGAAUCCGAGUGCCUUCAGUAAUGCAUACUGGUUGGUCAAUUAUGUUCAGGUCUGGCAAUAA